Sporisorium graminicola is the source of this 2649-nucleotide messenger RNA. RefSeq lists its product as uncharacterized. Gene Ontology annotation, molecular function: chromatin DNA binding; histone H3K9 demethylase activity; transcription coregulator activity. Gene Ontology annotation, biological process: regulation of transcription by RNA polymerase II. The record is from RefSeq and is a predicted model, not a curated record. Lineage: Eukaryota; Fungi; Basidiomycota; Ustilaginomycetes; Ustilaginales; Ustilaginaceae. Gene Ontology annotation, cellular component: histone deacetylase complex; chromatin. The transcript has a single exon. The coding region runs from base 1 to 2649 and encodes 882 amino acids.
AUGACGAGAUUGGACCACGUCCCGCCGCGCCCAGCUGAGAAGUCCGCCGAUGCCAAAUUGAGGCGCAAGAUCAAGAUCGAUAGCCACUAUCCCUCGGCUUCUUCCGCGGCGUCCUCGUCUUCUUCGCCUCCGCCAUCGGACGUCACAUACGUCUCUUCCUCCGCGUCCGGCAGCGCUGCCACCUCUCCUCCCCCUCCUCGAGAGCUUUCCACCAACAAGCACUCCCCCCGGCAUCGUGCAGUCAUACCAGACUCGUCUUCCGAUUCGAUGUCCCUGGAUGCAAGCCUCCACGAACAAGAGAAAAAAAGGUCCACCGGCCCAAUCGGCAGAGAAUCCGCCAACUCUGACAACCGUCACAAGCAAAAAGUCAAGCGUACAUCGAAGAUCGCCGAGUCCAAAGCGUCACCGUCUAAGCCAGUAGUUCCGGCCGUCAUCGCAGCGGCUGCCUCGACUCCUCUCCGCAGCACCUCCAAAAGGAGCGCUGCGCAAGCAGCCCAGAACAACAUUCAGCUCUCCUACUCCGACUUCGCUCCUGACGAGGAAACAGCUCCAGUCCAGAAAAAAAUGAGACCUUCAACAUCGCCCCGCUCCACUACCUCAUCUCCUUCCAAGCCUGACCGCAGAGGUCGUGACGCAUACCGUGCGCCAUGUUCAACCGCCAAACGCGAGCUAAAAGGUGUUUUCAUCGGCUCGUCCUCGUCGCAGGCCUUGAAGAAACGCAGACGCUUCCUGGACGACCAAGGCCUCGUUUGGGAGCUUCAGUCCGAAUCAUGCAAUACCGCACGCCAUCACAAGUGGCAGAAAUGUGUCCAAUGCAUUUCGAAGACCAAGGGAGACACGUGCCGUUUUGUCAACUUCCGUGCUUUCCUCGUCGAUCCUAGCACCGAGGAGCUGUAUCCCGCAGCACAAACAACCACCGUCAGGCCUGCCUUUAUCUCUUCGCCCGACCUCGAUGAGAUCAUGCACCUCCCUUCCGACAGAAGACUGGCUGCCAGCGAGUUGUCCUUGGCUCAGGCCAAUGUGGCCAGGUCGCUCCUCCCCGUUCUAGAGGCUGAGCUGCAACACGCUAAGCACGCCAAGAUUCUACGCAGGCCUAGGGAGACCACCUGUCGACAAAUGUGCGAGUUCUGCGCAACCAGCAUCUUUUCCGCAAGCUGGUUCUGCCAACGAUGCGGGAGGGAAUACUGUCCUGACUGCAAGCAUGCCAUUGAGCUGCCGGACGACUCGGAUCCUGUCCUGGCCAAGCGCAUGGCUCAGUGCGAUCGCCGCGUCCUCCGGGGACACACGGUUGACGACCUCGUUCCCUUGACUAGGUUCGACGUCACUCUUCUCGAACAAGAGAUUGGCGCUAUGCGAGACAAGCUAGUGGCCGACAAAGCGAAGCAGGGCACCGAGGCUGAGCAGGUUUCUGCGUUGGUGUCUGACCCGGCUGCCACUCGCAUCACCAGCUCAGAAGAGGAAAAGGAGGUGAUAGCAGCGGUCAAGUGGGAAGAGAUUCCAAAGCACCGCGCAGGCCUCACAGCGGAUGACAUCAUCGGCAGCAUGCCCUUGCGCUCUUUUGAGGCAGCCUCGUUCGACAUAGACGAUUUCAGACGAGAAUGGGCUAACGGCGAGCCGUUGCUCAUCCGCAACGUGACCACUAGCAUGAAGAAUGCGUGGGGCCCUGAAGAGCUCGCUGCACGUUACGGUGACGAGUCGUGCUUCGUUGUUCGCUCCGAUACAGACCCUGACCAGCAACAGCAGGUGUCUGUUGGCGAGUUCUUCUCCACAUUCGGGCAAGAUCGCGAUACCAAGGAGGAGGUGCUCGGAAAAGGCUCGUGGAAGCUCAAGGAUUGGCCGCCCUCCGCCGAAUUCAAACACGAGCUUCCGGAGCUUUACGAGGACUUCAACCGUGCCGUCCCGGCGCCCGAGUAUACGACAAGGGAGGGGAUCCUCAAUCUAGGCAGCUGCUAUCCAGCUGGAGUGAUCCAGCCUGACUUGGGGCCCAAGAUGUACAACGCAUGGCCUUCAAGUGAAGCAAAUGGAGGGCACGGCACGACACGGUUGCAUAUGGACAUUGCCGAUGCGGUCAACAUCAUGCUGUACGCGGCUCCUCCCACUGGCGACGACGUGGCAGACGAGCACCGGCCCGGUGUCGCUGUUUGGGAUAUUUUCAGGGCUGAGGACGCUGAAACGCUCCGAGCUUUCCUCCGAGAGAAGCACGCCAAGCUCAAGUUGCAGGACGACCCCAUCCACAUUCAGCGAUUCUUCAUCACAGCUCCUCAGCGUGUCGAGCUGUAUCGCAAGCAUGGCGUCCAGAGCUGGCGCAUCUACCAGAAAGCGGGGGAAGCAGUCUUCAUUCCGGCCGGCUGUGCGCACCAGGUGUGCAACUUGACCGACUGCGUCAAGGUGGCCGUCGACUUUGUUUCGCCGCAAAACGUCGAACGGUGCUUCAAGCUCACGGCCGAGUUCAGGGAGCUGCUCAAAGACUACAAGAAGGCAUGGAAGGAGGAUGUCUUGUCGUUGAGGACAACGCUGUGGUAUGCGUGGUGUACGUACAGAGAGAUGGAUGAGAAGGGACCCAAUGUGUGGGCCAAGGAGCAAGCUGAAGCGAAGAAGGAUCAAGGGGAAGAUUGUAGGAUUACGAAGAAGAUCCUGCAGGAGGCUUGA